AUGGGAUGCAGAUCCCAGAAACUGCAGCUGGGCCCCAGCAAAGAAUCCCAUGACAUAGGGGAUAUGCUGCAGUGCCACACAGCCUCCAAAAUGGCGGCCAGGCUGGAAAAUGGGGCGAACAGACCAGAACCCUCAGCAGAACCGACUACACCUGGAGACACACUCACCUCUACAACACUCCUAGAGGCAAUGGCAGACCAAGAUCCACUAGCCCCUGCUACUAAACAGGAUAUUGCCAACCUCUUAUGGGAGGUCAGGCAGAUGUUGGUGGCCGACUUGCACGUAGUCCGUAACGAGGUGCAGGUGGUGAGUGCACGCACGCAGGCUAAAGAGGCUGUGGUCCAAGAGCUCAAGCAAGAGAUGCAAGAGGUGAAAAACCAGAUGCACAGCCUAACACACUCCCACACCUCCCUGACACAGAGAGUUGAUCUCUCUGAAGACUGCAAGAGACAUGCCAAUAUUAAACUUCGAGGUAUCCCGGACACAAUAGACCAGGCUGUACUGCCACAUUAUUUAAGACAGACUCACUCCUACCUCAUUCUCAGGCCAAAAAAAUUCAGCUAG
Molecule: messenger RNA, 564 nt
Organism: Pelobates cultripes (western spadefoot toad)
Lineage: Eukaryota; Metazoa; Chordata; Amphibia; Anura; Pelobatidae
Source: the annotation of a GenBank genome assembly